AGCGUCAAGUCUCAGUCAGCGCGGCCAGGGGACGGCGAGGAGCGAAUCAUCAACAGUAAUCCCCGGGAUAACUGUGGACGAACAUUUUUUUUUUUUUUGUCUUUUUGCCGAAGAAAGAACUAUUCGGAAUUUAUACAAAGAGACACCUCUCCCUUCAAUAUGCAGAGACCAAGCGGUCCAGGGACGGCGUUUUCGAUAGACUCGUUGAUUGGCACUCCACAGCCGCGACCGGGGCACCUGCUCUACACAGGCUACCCAAUGUUUAUGCCAUACCGACCGCUCAUGAUUCCACAAGCUCUGUCUCACUCGCCUUUACCGUCCGGUAUCCCUCCGUUGGCACCCUUGGCAUCGUUCGCUGGUCGAUUAACGAACACAUUUUGCGCAAGUCUGGGACAAGGAAUGCCCUCCAUGGUGGCUCUCACGACAACCUUACCCAGUUUCUCGGACCCCCCAGAUAGUUUCUACCCCUCUCAGGAGAUGCCCGGACCCAGGUUAAGCGCAGACGCGGGGAUUAAUCGCCAGGAGAGCCCGCACGAGGAACUGCACGUGAGGGACAAGGCUACAGAACUCCUUAACUUCUCAGAAACUUUUCAGGCUGUUACAGGUGAAACCAAAUUAUAUAGUUCUGAUGACGAGAAACUCGAUCUGAAGUCAGCAGAGGCCGCAUGCAGUGACAGAGAGGACAGCUCCGCCGACAGUGAAAACGAAAGUUUCUCCGACGGGAACACCUGUGGUUCAUUAUCCCAAAAGGGAAAGCUAAAACCCGGCUCACAAGAGCCAUUACCACCGGGCAGUUCUGCGGGGAAAAGUCGGAGGAGACGGACUGCUUUCACCAGCGAACAGUUACUUGAACUCGAGAAGGAGUUCCAUUGUAAAAAGUACCUCUCGCUCACGGAGCGCUCGCAAAUCGCACACGCACUUAAACUUAGCGAGGUCCAGGUGAAAAUAUGGUUCCAGAAUCGCAGGGCAAAAUGGAAACGGAUCAAAGCGGGAAACGUCAACAAUAGAUCCGGCGAGCCUGUGAGGAAUCCAAAAAUCGUCGUCCCCAUUCCGGUGCAUGUCAACAGGUUCGCUGUUAGGAGUCAACAUCAACAGAUAGAGCAAGGAACAAGGCCCUGAAACUGUGUAAUGGUUUACAGUUCCUUUUGCUCCGCUGAAAUAGCAAAAUGCAUGAAGCACAAAAAGGAAUUAAGUCGAGUAUCUAGGCGGAUAUUAUUUGAUCUUUAUAUCAAUAGAUGUUUUUAUUACAUUAUUUUCCGAGGUUUAAUUUUCCCCAUUCUAAAUGUGCUCCUGUCUUUAAUUUAUUGCUUUGUAUAUUUGUAAAUAGUAAAUGUGUCUAAAUGACACACAUGUGCACUAUUAAUGAGAUUGUAAAAGGACAUUUUAAAAAUAUUUAUCAGUUGCUGUCUAGUUGACUCUCUGCAUGUGCUUAAACCCAUGUGUUAUAUGAUUUUCACUUGUAUGGUUGUAAAAGACAUUUCUGUUGUCCCCCACGUUUUGCAUGUGCUCCCCAAAUCACGCUAGUCUUUAGAGACUGUUCCUCAGCUAUUUGUGAA
Molecule: messenger RNA, 1556 nt
Organism: Electrophorus electricus (electric eel)
Lineage: Eukaryota; Metazoa; Chordata; Actinopteri; Gymnotiformes; Gymnotidae
Gene: gbx1
Product: gastrulation brain homeobox 1
Biological process (GO): regulation of transcription by RNA polymerase II; regulation of nervous system development
Cellular component (GO): nucleus
Molecular function (GO): DNA-binding transcription factor activity, RNA polymerase II-specific; RNA polymerase II transcription regulatory region sequence-specific DNA binding
Source: RefSeq, a predicted model, not a curated record